This is a messenger RNA of Trifolium pratense (red clover), 1802 nucleotides long. Its product is annotated as membrane metalloprotease ARASP, chloroplastic. The transcript has a single exon. Bases 123 to 1466 code for a protein of 447 amino acids. Lineage: Eukaryota; Viridiplantae; Streptophyta; Magnoliopsida; Fabales; Fabaceae. Gene Ontology annotation, cellular component: membrane. Gene Ontology annotation, molecular function: metalloendopeptidase activity; protein binding. The record is from RefSeq and is a predicted model, not a curated record. Gene Ontology annotation, biological process: proteolysis.
CUCCACAAUUCCAAAACAAAGAAAAAAAUCAAUUAAGAGAAAAUAAAACAAAAUGAAUUAUCCAUUCAACUUUCUAUGUUGUCUAAAACAUCUCAAACCACCAUCUCAUUUUCUCAGAAACCAUGGUCAUAUACCUCUCUCCUUCUCCACCUUCACAUUCAACUUCCAUAAUCAGAUUAUCCAAUUCAAAGAGACCCAUUUCAGACUCUUCAAUAAAGCUCAAAACCCAUUUCUCAAAAUCACUUCUUUCUCCUUCAUUCACUUCCUCAAACGUGAAAUUCACCACCAAGAAACACUUUUUACAUGAUAACAAAAAAAGGGUUGAUUUUAGAACAUGUGCUAUUGGUGGAUUUGAUUAUGGUAGCUUUGAAGGUCCUCAGUCUGUUCUUGAAGCUGCUGCUGUGUUAACAGCUAUCAUUGUUGUUCAUGAAAGUGGUCAUUUUCUUGCUGCUUCUCUUCAAGGGAUUCAUGUGAGUAAAUUUGCUGUUGGAUUUGGUCCAAUUUUAGCUAAGUUUAAUUCAAAAAAUGUUGAAUAUUCAAUUAGAGCUUUUCCACUUGGUGGAUUUGUAGGGUUCCCUGAUAAUGAUCCAGAUAGUGAUAUUCCUGUUGAUGAUGUAAAUUUGCUUAAGAAUAGACCAAUAUUAGAUAGAAUCAUUGUUGUUUCAGCUGGUGUUAUUGCAAAUGUAAUUUUUGCAUUAGUUAUUAUAUUUGUUCAAAUCCUUGCUGUUGGUUUACCUGUUCAAGAAAUUUUUCCUGGUGUGAAUGUACCCGAGGUUCGACCUUUUUCGGCCGCUUCUCGUGAUGGAUUGCUUUCGGGGGAUGUGAUUCUUGAAGUUAAUGGAAAUCAGUUUCUUAAACCUGGUCCGAAUUCGGUUUCUGAAGUUGUUGAUGUCAUUAAGAGUAAUCCCAAGAAAUAUGUUUUGCUUAAGGUUAAGAGAGGGGGAGAGGACUUUGAAAUUAGGGUUACCCCGGAUGAGAAUUUCGAUGGAACUGGUAAAAUUGGAGUUCAGUUAGCUCCGAAUAUUAAGUUGUCUAAGGUUAGGCCGAAAAAUGUAGUGGAAGCUGUGACCUUUACUGCAAAAGAGUUUUGGGGUUUAUCGUCGAAUGUUUUCGAUGGGUUAAAGCAGACAUUUUUAAACUUUUCUCAGUCAGCUAGUAAGGUUUCAGGUCCGGUUGCGAUUAUUGCUGUUGGUGCAGAAGUUGCGCGGUCAAACAUCGAUGGUCUUUACCAAUUCGCAGCCAUACUCAAUAUUAACCUUGCAAUUAUAAACCUUCUUCCUUUACCGGCUUUGGAUGGGGGAACAUUGGCUUUGAUUCUCGUUGAGGCUGCUAGGGGCGGAAGAAAGCUACCUCUUGAAGUGGAGCAACGGAUCAUGUCAUCGGGAAUUAUGCUUGUUUUGAUUCUUGGGUUAUAUCUUAUUGUUCGCGAUACUCUUAACCUUGAUUUUUUCAAGGAAAUAUUGUAAUUGAUAUGAAGUCUGAUUAGCAAUGGGAUUUGAAUUAUAUUUCAUGAUUCUCACCUGCAAUGCUGUUGCACCUGGUUGGUAGCCGAUGAAGUUAUCCAGGGAGGAGACAAAGAUCAUUGUAAAUGAUUGAGGCAAGUUUCUUCCUCUAGGGAUGUUAUGUGAGAAGCAACUCGAUCUCUCUUUGUUACUAAUUCAUUAAUCAGAUCGGGAUCGAAUUUGUGGUCCUCUAAUAUCAAUUUACAAGUUACAAAUACUAGUUUCUAUUUUGUUUUUUUGCGCAUAAAACGUGUAGAAAAACUAGUUUCAUUUGUGAAUUUAAAUAUAUUCUCCUCUAUA